Ostrinia furnacalis (Asian corn borer) is the source of this 846-nucleotide messenger RNA. RefSeq lists its product as uncharacterized. The record is from RefSeq and is a predicted model, not a curated record. The coding region runs from base 82 to 822 and encodes 246 amino acids. The transcript has 5 exons. NCBI's taxonomy places the organism in Eukaryota, Metazoa, Arthropoda, Insecta, Lepidoptera, Crambidae.
CAUGUCAUUCGCAACCAUCACGAAUGAAAAAAUAUCCAACUUUUGGCUGAACGCGUGAAAUUUCAAGUGUAUCUUACAAAGAUGCCGCCCAAAGGGAAGAAUCUGGAGCAGACCCCAUCCAAAAUGGGUAAAGGGUCCAAGGCCGACCUGGCUUCGCAGUCCGAGCAGAAUGUGAAGAUCAUAAAGAAUGUCAAUUCAGGCGACGCUCCUGGCAAGCCGAUAUCCCCGCGCAUGCGGCGCACUAUGGAGCGUGUAGAAAUGCUGGCGAGGCCCACCGCGCGGCGCCUGCGCUCGCUGUGGGACGAAAAGUGCGCCAUCUUGCCCAAGGAGCGCCGGGACAAGAUCAAAAGCGCUCUGGAGGAGGAGUACUUCUUGAGUCCUGAACAAACGGAACAAUAUUUCCAAGCGCUGACGGAGUCGUCGCGGCGCUGGUCGGGCCCCGGCGGCAUGGUGGUGCGCAAGGAGCACGGCGAGAAGUCCAAGGAUCUGCGCCUGAGGCAGAAGUGGCUCGUCAACUUUAGCGCUCAGGUGGCGUACCGUCUCUGCGACUACAUUGCCAAGGGCCAGAAGGAGAUGCUGGUGUCGAACAGGUUACGGAGCAUCGCCGAUGUCGUACUUGAGAGAGUCGCUGAAAUAUUGGGGGAGCCGAAGCCGUCCCGCACUCACCCUGGCCGCCUGGCCCGCUUCAUGGUGGCCAUAUCCGACCGCAUCGCCGUCUGGAUAGAGAACGCCGUGUACCGCGCCGAUGCUCUGGAACCGAGAGAGUCCGGGAUGACUGACGAGCAUAUGAGGCUCGAUGCGGAAAAACCACUCGUAUGCUAGUGCUGGAACGUCAAUUUUACAGUG